AAGGGCGCGCCCACACGCGCGCUCCCAACUUGGUGAGGUGUUCCUCACUGACUGUACAUUCCGCGCGGACCAGCUGAUCCGUGCAGCACCAUGACUCUGUCCAACGGCCGGUGGCUUUUGUGCGCCGUUUUGCUCUCCGUGGCCGCCCGUUUCGGGUCCUGCAGAAGACACAGCGAAGAUGCAGUUCAACCCGAGCUCUUCAUCUUCAACGAGUUGUGCGCCCUGAGGGACGAGCCGGGGCCCUGCAAGGCCAUCAAGGAGCGAUUCUUCUUCAACGUGGACACGGGCCACUGCGAGCAGUUUGAAUACGGAGGCUGCGGGGGAAACGACAACAAUUUCAGGACUUUGGAGGAAUGCGAGGAAAUGUGCGUCGUCUCAGAUGAUAAGAACCCGUGUCACCUGGACGAAGCUCCGGGUCCCUGUCGCGGGCUGGUGACUCGCUACUUCUUUGACAGCAGCAGUCAGCGUUGCAGGCAUUUCUUCUACGGCGGCUGCUUCGGCAAUGCCAACAAUUUCCAAAGCAUGUCGGAGUGCCAGGCGAAGUGUCACAGCCCAGAGACCACGAAGGCACCAGAACGCCACUCGCUGUCUGCCAGAAAAUCUGCUGUGCGGCCAACCAUAUUGACCGGGGAAUGGAGUACCCCUCUGGUGCGAUCCAACGCCACUGAUCAAGAGCCAAAAGCCUUGAUCCCUGCAGAGCUGUGCUUCCGUCCCGUGGAAAGGGGGACAUGUCACGGUGCCGAGAAGAGAUUCGCAUUCAACCCCAAGACCAAGAGAUGCCAGAUGUUUCACUACAGCGGCUGCGGGGGAAACGAGAACAACUUCACGAAGCGCAAAAUCUGCAUUGACAAGUGCAUCGGAAGCAGAAAGCCUUUUUCGCGGUUGAUCCGAAUAAGGAAGAAAAACCUGUACCACGUUGUCCACCGCGCGGCCUGAACACUCGCCAUCACUCUGCACUACUCUGCAGUCACCUUCAUUUACCGUGCGUCCAUACGUAUAUGUUCAGCUAUACUCAUAUCGGUUUGGUAGUCCUGAGGUACUUGUAUAAAUGACAUUUAGUGUAUGAUUUAUCAUCAAUCUUAUCCACAUUUUUAUUUCACUAUCUUAUUGACAAAAAUACAACAAUAUUAUGCAUUUUAUUUCUAGAUUGUGUGCUGUAUUGUCAUUGCACUGUAACUUUAAUGUGGCAACACCGAAGCAAAAUGUUUGUUUGAUAUUACAAAGAUAUAGGACUAAAAUACUUCCCCUGCUAUACGGCCACUGAUGCUUUGAUGAUGAGUUUUGGUAUAACUCCAUUAUUAUUAAUAAUGAACGUCAACAACAACAUAAGCAGAUUAAACUGGUGGAAAUCAUGACAACAGUACACUAAAUAAAACCAUAUUAAUCAAGAUGACAAUGUCCUUACACUCAUUAAUCAAUGUGAACAGGUAAUGACUGCGGUUAUAUUUUUCAGAUUAAACAUACAACCUUGUUUUUUCCUUUUAUAAUCAAUUAUAUGAAGUUCAAUAAAUCACUCUUGCAGUCCUGCUGGCGUGGUUGACAUGGAGAACCAGAGAGGGGCAGUAGUGUGUAAAGUAAGUCUUCCAAAGAAGGUGCCAGUACUCAGUUCGCUGCAUAGUAUUAUCUUUUAUGUACUCUACCUUUGUUGUAAAGAAUUGGAAUGUACAAGUUCAUAUAAUAAACCUCAAGGAUCUUCUUAUCUCUC
Messenger RNA from Gasterosteus aculeatus aculeatus (three-spined stickleback), 1705 nucleotides. It is a transcript of the gene tfpia, whose product is annotated as tissue factor pathway inhibitor a. Lineage: Eukaryota; Metazoa; Chordata; Actinopteri; Perciformes; Gasterosteidae. The record is from RefSeq and is a predicted model, not a curated record. Gene Ontology annotation, cellular component: extracellular region. Gene Ontology annotation, molecular function: serine-type endopeptidase inhibitor activity. Gene Ontology annotation, biological process: negative regulation of peptidase activity.